This is a messenger RNA of Suhomyces tanzawaensis NRRL Y-17324, 1623 nucleotides long. It is a transcript of the gene ZCF21, whose product is annotated as Zcf21p. Lineage: Eukaryota; Fungi; Ascomycota; Pichiomycetes; Serinales; Debaryomycetaceae. Gene Ontology annotation, molecular function: zinc ion binding; DNA-binding transcription activator activity, RNA polymerase II-specific. Gene Ontology annotation, biological process: regulation of transcription by RNA polymerase II. The record is from RefSeq and is a predicted model, not a curated record. The coding region runs from base 1 to 1623 and encodes 540 amino acids. The transcript has a single exon.
AUGUACCUGACCCAGCAAGAGGAGCCGCCUCCCGUGGGCUCGUCCGCCACGGCGUCGCCCCCUAGUGAGGCUGGAGCCACCACCAGCACCACCACCAGCACCACCAGCACCAGCGACUAUCCUCCCGCAACUGGCGCUUCGUUUGCCCCCCAGCCGCAAUUCCCAACACCUGCCAUGGCCGCUGGCCCCUCUGGCAGUACUGCUGGUGGCGCCAACACCAACGGGUCGUCCACCACCAUUCCUGACUCCAAGACCACCGAGGCGUCUGUCACCAAGAAGAAGAAGAAGAACUCGCGCCGAAAACAUCGCAACUCCCACCUAGGCUGUGGCACCUGCAAGAAGCGGCGUAUCAAGUGUGACGAGACACUUCCCGCGUGCCUCAACUGCCUCAAGGGCAAGCUCAACUGUGCUUACUUGAACCUCGACUCCACUGCACGCAAUGCCUUGCGCAUGGCCCAGUUCAACCAAUCGUUGCGCCAGGACAAGGUGGAUGAUGCAGACCCGCAGGGACAGCCGUCCAGCACCACCAACAGUCCGCCAUCGCAGGCAGCCUCGGUGGCGGCCCAGGCGCUUCCCCAGGCAUACCUCCCGCUCAACACCCACCAGCAGCCUCCCCAGGGGUACCCAUUGUUGCCAGCCACCACCGUCAUCCAGUCGCCGUACGGGUCGCUCGUGUCGCUCCAGCCGGUAAUUGCCAGCGACGGCUCGGUGGUGUACGCAGCCACCGCUGCUCCCCAGCCCCAGCUUGUUCAGAACCAGCAGAUGUCUCUCCAGCGCCAGCAGGCUGCAAAUGUCCACGCGGCCAAUGCUGCUGCCAAUGCCCACGCUGCUCAGGUGGCCCAUGCCCAAGCUGCCCAGGUGGCCCACGCCCAAGCUGCCCAGAUGCCCCCCAGCCAGCUUGCCCCCAGCCAGCUCAUCUCGCCCCCCAUGCCGCUCGCUAUGGGCGCGUCCAUCCUCCCCCCCUCCAUUGCCACCACAUCCUCGGCCUCGUCCUCAACAGGGGUGGUGCCGCUGCUCACCCCCAUCACCUCCAGCCCGUCCACGGCAGCUGCAGCUGCCGCCGCUGCUCCCCCUCCACCCCCCUCCAUCUCCGCAUUGUCACCUUCGGCCACGGCCCCAGUCUCCAGAAUGGCCAAGGUGCCUCCCCCCUCCACCUCGGCCCCCUCGUCAGGCGCGUCGUCGGUGUCGCCUCCCACCACCACACGAAACCCCCUUUCCAUUCCCAUCACCACCUCCGCCGUUAACAACCCAUCGUUUGUGAAAAAAGAUUCCGAAGUGGUGUUGCCUCCCCUUCUCUCCACUCCUGCAACCUCCAGCGAGUUGCGCGUACCUGCGUUGAACAAGUCAUCCCGCGUCCAUACCAGCUACACCGAUUUGACCAAAGAGGCCGUUUCCCACCUCAAAACCUCAUCCUCCUCAUCGUCGCUUUCCACAGCACCCCUUCCUAAUGCAGCAUCUAAACAAAUUGGGUCGCCUCUGCUAGCCGCCGCAGGUGACCACAUCUCUACAUUCCACAGCUUGAGUCUUUCCGACAACGAGGUCAAGCUUCCGUCGAUCAGCUCGUUGCCCAAGCCAGAGCCCUCCCAGGAUAAGGUGCCCAGUAUCUCCAAGUUGCUCUCGUAG